This is a messenger RNA of Saccostrea echinata, 1359 nucleotides long. RefSeq names its product mediator of RNA polymerase II transcription subunit 31-like. Bases 44 to 463 code for a protein of 139 amino acids. Gene Ontology annotation, cellular component: core mediator complex; mediator complex. NCBI's taxonomy places the organism in Eukaryota, Metazoa, Mollusca, Bivalvia, Ostreida, Ostreidae. The transcript is spliced from 5 exons. Gene Ontology annotation, molecular function: transcription coregulator activity. The record is from RefSeq and is a predicted model, not a curated record. Gene Ontology annotation, biological process: regulation of transcription by RNA polymerase II.
AAAAAUAUCCGAAUAGUAAAUUGUACACUCUUCCGGAACAAAAAUGGCAAGCAUCCGGCAAAGCUCAGUGCCGAGUCCACAAGAGACAGAGGAGCAGCAGAAACUUCGAUUUCAGACAGAGUUAGAAUUUGUGCAAUGUUUGGCAAAUCCAAAUUAUCUCAAUUUUUUGGCUCAAAGAGGAUACUUCAAGGAUCCUACCUUUAUAAACUACCUAAAGUAUCUGCAGUAUUGGAAAGAUCCAAAAUAUGCUAAAUAUCUAAAGUACCCUCAGUGUUUGUUUUUCCUGGAGUUGUUGCAGUAUGAACAUUUCCGUAAGGAACUGGUGAACUCUCAGUGUGCUAAGUUUAUAGAUGAUCAACAAUUACUUCACUGGCAGCAUUAUCAGAGAAAGAGAAUGGCCCUGUUACAUGAAGAAAUGACAGCACAACGGGCACAUCAGCAGCCCAAAGAGAAACCAGGAUAGCUAAACCAUAUCAACAUAUUAUAACUCCUAGAGAUCUCUGCUUACUACUAAAUGUUGAAUGUAGUAAUCAAUGAAUGUAUUUUUGCUACAUGUACAGAUAAUGCUCACACUUUACUGACUAAGUGUGUGAAGAGCAAACCUGUUAAAAUGCUGGAAUCUAUCAAUACUGGCUUACAGAUUUUGAAGAAUUUUCAACAGAGACAUUUUUUUUAUUCAUACAUGCAUGCUACAUGUAUAUGGAUAAUAUGAAAUUAGUUUCUCUUUCACGAAGAUUUUAAUGUUUCAUUAUUUGGAUAUGGUGUUUAUAGAAAUAAAAAAGUCUGUUCAUCAUAAACAAGUAUAUAAUAUUUAUUAGGAGAAUGUAAUCAAGGACAUUUGCAAGAUGAUAGAUGUUGAUGGUUCUCUGACACAGGACCAUUGUUUUUUUUACAAAAGACACAGAAUAUAGAAAUAUUUUUGAAAUUCUAGUUACAUUGGUAACAUACAGACUUUUCAUAAUUGAUAUACUGUACGUAAACCCAGCAAUCAUAUGUAAUUAUUUUUUAGAUGGGGUGUAAAGAUUUAUAAUGCUGUUUUAAGAUUGUUGUAUGAUUUAUUUCUGGUUAAGAAGAGAACAAUGCCUCUGAGUUUUCUAUUAUGUCAUAAAUUUUUUAUUUUAAUAAUUUAAUUACAUGUGCAUACAAUUAAAAUUGUUUUGUUUUUUUUGUUCAAUAAUCCCCGGCCUUGCUCAAAUAUAUAUAAAAUACAGUGUACUUUCUUUUGUUUCCUUUUUUACGAGGAUUCAGCAGUAUUUCAUAUUUUGGCUGCUGAAGGGAGAAGAAUAUCAAUGGUAGGAGAAUUUUGUAUAUAUUUAGGUUCUGUUACAAUGCACAUUGAGAAAUUAUGCACUUUGAAAA